GUAGAUAUUCCCCUACUGCCAAUAACCCAGACCUUACAAAUCCUUUCCUCCCCUCUCCUCGUCUCUCAUCUUAGCUUCUGCAACAUCUCCACUGUAAAAGCAACCUAAAGAUCUUCAAAACAAGAUGUUUUUAUGUAAUCCCAUCACUUCACCAUCAGUUCCUUUAACCUUAUCUCCAAAAACCUAUUACUCCCCUUCACUCUCCUCUCUCAAAACACCAAACUUUCCCAACAAAGGGAACAACCCAACAAGGAGAAAGCUUCUGAUAGUCCAAGCUAAAGAGGACUCAGCUGAUGGCCCCGACAGGCUAAUUUCCGCCAUAUGUUAUUUCUAUCCUUUCUUUGACGGCAUCCAAUAUGGGAAGUAUGUCAUAACACAGUUCACUCCGAUCCAGGUGCUGAUACAACCACUUUUCCCGGCCAUCAAGGUGUUCAAAAGCUUCCCCUUGAAUGGGUUUUUGGUGUUCUUGACUCUCUACUUCGUGGUUGUUAGGAACCCUAAUUUCAGUAGGUAUGUGAGGUUCAACACUAUGCAGGCGAUCGUGCUUGAUGUUCUGUUGAUAUUCCCCGAUCUGUUGGAGAGGAGUUUCAAUCCGAAAGAAGGAUUGGGAUUGGAUUUGGUGAUGAGCGUGGAUAGCACUGUGUUCUUGUUCCUUUUGGUUUGUUUGAUUUAUGGGUCGUCGUCUUGCUUGUUUGGGCAGUUGCCUAGGCUGCCUAUCGUUGCUGAAGCUGCUGAUAGGCAAGUUCUUUGAAUGGCCCUUAAACCUUGAACCAAUUUGUUGGUUGGAUUGUCUUGGGGAAAUUUUGGCAGCUUGAUUCACUUGUCCUAAGCAGAAAAUGAAGAUAUGCAUUAUUGAUUAUUACUUGCUUUUAUGUUUUAAAUUUGCUAGAAAUGUGUAUUUAUUCAUAAGGAUGGAUAAUGAUUAGUUGAA
This is a messenger RNA of Hibiscus syriacus, 931 nucleotides long. Its product is annotated as protein TIC 20-v, chloroplastic. Lineage: Eukaryota; Viridiplantae; Streptophyta; Magnoliopsida; Malvales; Malvaceae. The record is from RefSeq and is a predicted model, not a curated record.